UUGAAAUCUGCAGUGAGUUAGGUCUGUCAGUCAGUGAAGGGUUAAACUGGGAGUUUGCAGCAGUCUCUCCUUUCUGUCCACGGCAUUUAGCGGAAAACAUCUGACUCCUGCUCGUUUUCCGAGGCUGUGUUUGGUUUUCAGUCAUUUUUUGCGCCGGAGCCGCGAAGGCAUCACGGGAACAGAAAGCAGUGUUUCUACAGCGGGAUUUAAACGCCUAACUGCGCGCUUUCUAACAGACAAAAACAACGAGAAAAGCAUGUGUGGGUGUUAAGAGUCAUCUGUUCGGUUGACCUCGCUGCCCCUGAACACGGAGCUGCCGUCUGCUUUACCCCCGCCUUUCCACUCGUCCAGUGAGGCUCACUCCACACCAUGUCUGCAGAGGUGGAGAACAGCGUCCCCGUUGCUGCCGAUCCCAACAUCGCAUCCCCAUCUACAGCCACGACCUCAAACACCCCUCCCACCUCCCCUGCCACGUCCAAGGUCCCAUUCAAGAAAGAGAAGAAGAGAGUUCCAGAGAAGACAGAUGAAUACCUGCUGGGCAGGUUUCAGGGGGAUGGCGUGAGGUACAAGGCCAAGCUGAUUGGCGUCGAUGAUGUCCCAGAGGCCAGAGGAGACAAGAUGUGUCAGGACUCCAUGAUGAAGCUGAAGGGUAUGGCAGUAGCUGCUCGGUCCCAAGGCAAACACAAACAGAGGAUCUGGGUCAACAUUUCCAUGUCGGGCAUCAAGAUCAUUGAUGAGAGAUCAGGAGUGAUUGAACAUGAGCAUGUGGUGAAUAAGAUCUCCUUCAUCGCCAGAGAUGUAACAGAUAACAGGGCGUUUGGAUAUGUGUGCGGAGCAGAAGGGCAGCAUCAGUUUUUCGCCAUAAAGACUGGACAACAGGCAGAGCCCCUGGUCAUUGAUCUGAAAGAUCUCUUCCAGGUCAUCUUCAACAUAAGGAAGAAAGAGACAGAGGCCUCACAGAAGGGUGAAAAUGGCAGCGCUGUAGUUGAGAAUGGAAGUGGUGCCCUGCUAAGUAUGGAUGGUGAAGUGAAAACUGCCCAACCAGUGGAGCAGCUUGACCUUUUUGGAGACAUGUCGACCCCCCCAGACAUUCAGGCUCCAAAUGACUCUAAUGAUAUUCUCUUGUUGGACUUCUCUGCUGAAGUUGACAGCAAUCAGAAUUGCAUAAAGGGAAACUCCUUUGUAACUUCCUGUGCCCCUGACCGUAGGGCAUCUCCCCAGACAGAGAAUCCUUUUUCCUCAACAUUUGGCUACUUUCCAACCCCAGACACUGACCCUUUCAGAGAUGACCCCCUUUCUCAAUCAUCCACUCUGUCAGCACCUGAUAAUUCACACAUCUCCCUCACCAACACUAAUCACCUAAACAGCACUGCUGGCAACACGAGUAAGACAAUUAUUAACAGUGGUUUGAAUGGAGACUCUGAACACCUAAGUCAGCAGAUAAAUGGGUUAUCUAGUAAGACCAUGAUCCUAGCUCUCAGUAACGGACAGUGGCCACUAGGGGGCAAAAUAACUCAGGGCAACACAAUUACCAUGAUGGACGGGAAUGAAUCUGGACCAGUUCUCUCAACCAAAAACCCAUUUUUUGACUCACCUUUGAGUACUGUCCCUGUCUCUAAUGGCAUAACUCAUCACCAACAACCCCCAGUGACUCAUAGCAAGGAUUCAGUAGUCAUAAACCCCCCUCCGCAGAGCUCUAAGGCUGGACGAGGUCGAAGGAGUGCAAAGUCCACAGCAAGUGACCUGUUUGGAGCAGAGCUGUUCGCUGCUCCUGGUCAGUCUGAAGGGCCAUCUGCUUCAGCUGACCUCUUCAACAGUACACCUGCCAACUCCACUCCCUCCUCCAUAGCUGCUCUGGGGAAUCUUCAGUUAGGUCCUCCAGCCACCACAAGUAUCCCUGCUGCAGGCAUGUGGGGAGCCUCCACCCCUGCACCCUCCAUGUUCCCCAUGCCAGGGGGGGCAGCUCCAGGCACUACGCUAGGCUACCCACAGCCAUCUGCCUUUGGUGGUCUACCCAUACCACCCACAGCCUGGGGCCACCAGAUGCCAUCUCAGUUUCCUGUCCCGCCUUUAUCCCCACCCCACAUCUUCUGCCAGCCUCCACCAGGUGCACCAGUCAGUCCUGCAGGCUGGGGUCAGCCUGCGAUGACCAACCCUUUCCACCCUGCCGCGUUCCCUGGAAUGGGUGACCAGCAAGGUCCGUCACGCCCCCCUCCUAGACCACCUGCUAAGGAGGCCCAUCCAAAGGUAGAGAACAGUGCCUUCACAGCUUUGGACCCCCUUGGAGAUAAAGAGAAGAAGACUGGAAAGGACAUGUUCAAGGACUUCCAGCUUGCCAAACCACCUGCCAUCCCAGCAAGGAAAGGGGAGCAAGUGUCCAACUCUGGUCCAGUCCCCAGCAGCAACGAAGCCGGAGCAUUUGAUCAGUACUUUUCAAAUAAAGUGGGCCUGGCUCAGGAAACUGCAGAUCAUGAUGACUUUGUUAUCAAUCAAAUAUCAGCAGUUAACGAUGUUCCUAAACCAGCUAACCCUGCUCCAGCUGCACCCCCAAGCUUUAACCCUGGCCUCCUCGACGCCGCCUUCUCUUCUGCUCCCAACGCAAACAAUCAGGACAUGUUUGAUCAAGCAUUUGGGGCCCCAGAUUCCAGUCCAUUUGGAGUGCCACCUGUAGCUACGCAGACUGCCCCUGUUGGUCAGACUUCUGGUUCAACAGCCGCUUUUGGAGAUCCUUUUGGAAAUCCCUUUGCUUGACCUUAAUUGAAAUGGAGUAAAUUGAGCAAAUGGAGAUCUUCACAUCAAACAACAUCUUUGGGAUGAGCUGCUACAGUGUGCGCAAGACAAUCCAGAUUAUGAACUCUUCUAACUCUUGUCCCUGACCCACCCUUCUUUUACACUUCCACCUCUGAUGUUGUUGUUUUUUGUCCAAUCAGUAGUUCCCUUAUUUCUAAAGACCACUGAUCUAAGAAGUAAAUGUUAUGUCAUGAUCUGCUGAAGAAAGAAAUGUGGUGUGUGAGAGAAGGCACGUCCAAAGAGGUUCACUGCUGAUGCUGUCUGUGUUAAAGAAAUAAAAUAAUUCAGUUAUAACCCUC
Morone saxatilis (striped sea-bass) is the source of this 3089-nucleotide messenger RNA. It is a transcript of the gene dab2, whose product is annotated as DAB adaptor protein 2. NCBI's taxonomy places the organism in Eukaryota, Metazoa, Chordata, Actinopteri, Moronidae. Gene Ontology annotation, cellular component: plasma membrane. The record is from RefSeq and is a predicted model, not a curated record. Gene Ontology annotation, biological process: positive regulation of endocytosis; receptor-mediated endocytosis; negative regulation of canonical Wnt signaling pathway. The transcript is spliced from 15 exons. Bases 370 to 2751 code for a protein of 793 amino acids.